Molecule: messenger RNA, 225 nt
Organism: Suillus plorans
Lineage: Eukaryota; Fungi; Basidiomycota; Agaricomycetes; Boletales; Suillaceae
Exons: 1
Molecular function (GO): protein dimerization activity
Source: RefSeq, a predicted model, not a curated record
UUUCCCAUCCUGAGCUGCAUUGCACUCGAUUAUUUACUGGUACAAGGUUCCUCAGUGCCAUGCGAACAAGCAUUUUUGGAUGCAGGACUUACAAACACAAAACAGCACGCAAGAUUGCUUCCUAAGAACUUUGGCGACAUUCAGACGGUGAAAGGCAAAUACAAACAGGAACAAAGGCACAGAGACACAGAGAGAGCUGACAAGGAGGCUGUAGAGAGGAGAUGA